Pomacea canaliculata is the source of this 2644-nucleotide messenger RNA. Its product is annotated as gibberellic acid methyltransferase 2-like. Gene Ontology annotation, biological process: methylation. The record is from RefSeq and is a predicted model, not a curated record. Lineage: Eukaryota; Metazoa; Mollusca; Gastropoda; Architaenioglossa; Ampullariidae. The transcript is spliced from 8 exons. Gene Ontology annotation, molecular function: S-adenosylmethionine-dependent methyltransferase activity. The coding region runs from base 850 to 2187 and encodes 445 amino acids.
CUUGUCACAAUCCUUUUGUCAUGCGAAAUCACCUGUUGAUUGAAGUGUUUUCUUUGAACAAACAAUAAUAAUAACAUGAACUGAUAUAACACCAUAGCCCAGCACUAAUGGCAAGCUUACAAAGAAUUUAAUAAAUAAACACAAUAAAUAAGUUUUUUUUUAAAUGAAUAAAACACAUGUCGUUGCUCUAAAGAUGACUUCUAGUACUUCAAACAAAACUCUAGGGAAGAUGCUGGUCAAAGCUUAUAUCUUCAGAUCAUACAGUUAUUACAAUUAAUCAAUCACUAAUCAAGAAUGUAGACAACACAGUCAAAAUAUUUAUCUACAUGAUCACCAAGCAGAGAGACAUCCCAUUUAAACAUGUGACUGUAUAGCGAUGGUGGAAAGGUAGUACAAACGAAGAAACCUUCAGUGCGUUGUUUAGAGAUAACAGUUUUAAUCAGAAGAUAAAAAAAAAUUAAAGGCCACAGGCAGGUAAACAGUUUAUUAUAAUUUUGAGGACACCAUCAACAAGUACAGGUCAACACAAUGCCACUAAAUGCACAACAAGUAAAAUCAAAAUUAAAAACAAUAACUGCGAUGUCGUAUAUUGUAACAUCAACAACACCCAGGUCAAGGAUGCUUUGUUAUGGUUUGAUGUGUGUGUUCUUACAGUGGGUAUGAAUGGGUGGAUGAGGCUGUGAUGAUACACUAUCUAAAAAAAUCCCUUGCCCUUGUUAGCUCGGGUAUUUAAUCAUGCGUGAUUUUAUCUUCAGACAGCCUAUAUAUUCCACAACAGUGGGAAUCUCUUCAAACGUAGUCAUGCGUGUACUAGCUUAAUGUUCAGCUUUCUUCGUUCACUCUAGAAACAUGUUGAAGACUGUGCUUCCCCGUCUUGUGAACACGACUUGUGUUUGCCGGUGGCCAUGUCUACAUCCCGUGUCACUGUCGUCAGUUCCGUCAGGGAGGAGAACGUCAGACGGCGCGAGGACGUCUGGGACACGAAGAGAGAUGCCAGACAAUACCACAGACAUCAAGACACCUUCCUUUCAAUACUUCUGGCAGCCAGGUUCUGGUUACUAUGAAGAAAGUCUCGGAAGACUGUCAAAACCAAUCACUGACAUCUGUGAAGAUUUUGUUUUAUCUCAUAUAGACGCCGUGCCGGUGCCUUCACCAACAGGAGUCUUCACCAUUGGUGACUAUGGAACCUGUGAUGGGUCGGUGUCCCUGCAACUGAUACACAAGAUCAUCGACCACUUAAGAAACAAACAUGGACCCGACCUGAAGAUUCAGGUGUUGUACGAAGAUCACCCAUCCAGCGACUACAACAGUCUCUUCAAAACUAUUUACGGUCAAACAUCAUACCUAUCCAAGUUCAACAAUGUGUUCCCUAUUGUCUGUGGCACUAACUUCUACAAGCAGUGUGUACCUGACAACACCUGUGAUGUCAUUAUCUCCUUCAUAGGUGUUCAUUUUUUGAGUGAGGAGAGUUAUGUGAGAUGCUCCAAUACAAUUUUCCCCUGGCGGUCGACAUCAGAAGAGGAGAUGCGAGUUCAUCGCGAGGCUGCAGCACGUGACUGGCGGAAGUUCCUCCUCCUGAGAGCAGCAGAACUCAAACAGGGUGGACUUCUCUUCGUUACUCAGCUCCUUACAGAACUCGGAGACAACACCUCACAGUUUCGUGAUACCAACAGUUCUGUGACAAACAUCACUGAUACUCUACAGAACGGGAAGGACAUUUAUAGGAAUUUGGAUUUGGCAUGGAAUGAUCUACACACAAAUGGUAUAAUAACAACAGAGGAGUUCCAGUCGUGCACUACCCUGCAGGCUUAUCGGACUUUACAAGAACUAAAAGAUCCUUUCGAGGAUGCCACCAUGUCUCCAGUCCGACAGGCUGGUCUCAGGAUAUUAAAGGGUCCAGAAGACUUUUUGUCUCCUUGCUUUAUGAAGACAUUGUGGCGAGAAAAGUUACAGACAGAUGGCGUUGACGACAGAAAGAUGUUUGCUCGUCGUCUGGUACAAGCAUACAGACUAGUCUUGGAUGCCACCCUGAGAAAUACCCUGGAGAAAACUCGGAGUACCGAGGAACAGUCGGAUAUAAUGGAUCAGCUCUACGAAUGUUUUGUUGAACGGGUGGCCGCGUGUAACCCAGAAACUUUCCAAAGUGAACCCUAUGUGGGGCGACUUGUCGCACAGAAAUUAAAAUGAACAAUCGGUAAUUGUAGAACACAACUUCUUGUAUUUCCCCCGUAGAUACAGAGCGACAUUUUCGUCGCCAUAGUCUAUAGAAACAUCGUCCAGCUACUUGUUGCUAAAUCACACUCCACACUGAGUCAAGAUGUUAAAGCCAAGUCACUGUCAAUAAACUCAUGAGUUCAUCUUUAUUUCUUAACCAUGAUAUUUAAAGCUUCUAGUUAUUUACCCGAUCAGAAUCUGCACUGCAACAUUUCAGAAAACAUCGUCUAAAUAAGGCUUGAGCAAAGUGGAAUAAAAGCAAAUCCGAAAACAAUUCUUCUGCUUCGUUUUCAAAUGCAUUCCCUUCAUUUGUUUAUUAGUAAUAUCUUUUGGAUUAAAAUACUGGAGCUAAAAUAUGUUGAAUAUAUCUGUGAAAUAUAAGAUCAUGUGUGGGCAUGUAUAUAUAGAUAUAUAUAUAUACAGGCUUGUU